AGAAGGGGUGUCUCAGCAGCUAUGGCCUGCACCGUACUGUCGACAGAGCCAUCUGUUGACGGUUCAGGAAUCUGCAGUUUUGUGUUUAUGUUUGCCCUCCGCUGCUACUGACUGAGCAAGUCCCAAGAUGAAUCCUUUAGGGAAUGCUCAGGGUACAGCUCCAUGUCAGAGAUUCUUGGGUGCAGGGAGUGGCAUUACUAGUGCUGAACGUGAUAAAAUAUACCAGUGGAUCAUUGAACUUGCGAACCCAGAAACAAGAGAAAAUGCUCUUCUUGAAUUGAGUAAGAAGCGAGAGUCUGUCCCUGAUCUUGCCCCACUGUUAUGGAACUCAUUUGGGACCAUUGCUGCUCUACUCCAAGAGAUCAUCAAUAUCUAUCCUGCUAUUAAUCCAGCCACACUCACAGCUCAUCAGAGCAAUAGGGUCUGCAAUGCUUUGGCUCUUCUUCAGUGCGUAGCUUCACAUCCAGAGACACGGUCUCAGUUCCUGGCAGCUCACAUUCCUCUGUACCUGUACCCAUUUCUACAAACUGUCAGCAAGACACGACCUUUCGAAUAUCUACGUCUCACUUCUCUGGGCGUCAUUGGUGCUCUGGUUAAGACCGAUGAACAGGAGGUUAUAAAUUUCCUGUUGACGACUGAGAUCAUCCCACUUUGUUUGCGUAUUAUGGAAUCAGGGUCAGAGCUCAGCAAGACGGUGGCUACAUUUAUCCUCCAGAAGAUCCUACUUGAUGAAACUGGACUGAACUAUAUAUGUCAGACCUACGAGCGAUUCUCUCACGUGGCAAUGAUCCUGGGUAAGAUGGUCAUUGCUUUGGCCAAAGAACAGUCUGCACGGCUGCUGAAACAUGUCAUCCGUUGCUACCUGAGGUUGUCGGAUAACCCAAGGGCACGAGAAGCCUUGCGCCAGUGUUUACCAGAUCAACUCAAGGACCAGACUUUUGCUGCAUGCCUCAAGGAUGACAAGUCCACCAAGCACUGGCUGCAGCAACUCCUGGCCAACCUGGAGUCCACAGCAACUGCCGACCCACGCAUUGCCCUUCCUCCUCUGGCCGCUCAAUGAAGCACGGCCGUGUUGGAGAUGCGUGGACUUCACUGCAAGUGUAUAUUGAUUGGUGAUGCUGUGAUCUGAUGUCAUCUUUAUCUGUAAAUGCCUUGCUGUUAUUGAUGCAGUGAUCAUUUGUGCAUCCCAGUUUGCAGGGAAAUAUACUGGUGGUGGUGGUGCAGUGAUCUAGGACAUCUUGUGCAAUCAUUUCUCAUACAGAGUGCUGUGAUAAAAAUAUACAAUUCUGUGCAGUUACAUUUCCCAGUGAUGCUAGCAGCUUGCUCUUUAGCAUGGCUGCUAUGAAAAUGGGGGAGUUUUCUAAAUGUUCCUUUAAAAUACCAAACAUUUCUUCAUGAGGUUUAAAAUUAACUUGUGAUGGUUGCCUAAUUUGAAAAUUUCCAAGAGAAUAUAUACUUGUAAAUAAUGCCAAAUACCAGUUAUUUUUAAGGCUGAUCAAUACAAACAGAACUUAUUCUUGAGAUUGGUGAAAUAAAAGAUAAUUAUCUUGAGAUAAUUAUAAUAUAUAUUACAAAAACCCUUUAUAAUUUAUUUUCCAUCUCAUAAUAGGGUUUAGAGCAUAUGACUAUCUCUCUUUAACUGUAUGUUGCUCUCUUCUGUACUGUACCUGGUUCAUCUAAAUAAGCGUUAAAUCAAAGGCAGGAUCGACAUGAAAUGUUUCUUAGUUCAAACAAUGAUGAAAGCAGUUGAAGUCAGAAAGUGUGUUGGACUCAAGACUGGUUAUUUGGUUCACAGGUAAGGAAAUAUAAGUACAACUCAUUAGGUUAUUUAUUUAAUGUAAUUAAGCACACACACUCCUUACCCAUGGUAGGUUUUGAAUGCAUUAAAAAGUACCGAGCUGUGCCAUAUUUAAAUUAUGGGAAAGAUUUUAUGAAAAUUAUGAAAAUUAAUCUGGUGGUAUUCCUAUUAGUUGGCAGUAAUUUCUGUGUAUAAAUGUCCAAGCCUCACUUUGCAUAAAGGUUGGCCUUAGAUCAAUUAUCAGAAAGUGUCCCAAGUGGCUAGACACAGUGUAAACGCCAGCGUAUCCUUGUUGCCUGAGGAUGAGUUGUUGCCGGCCAAAUCUGUGUUGUUAGUUGCUGCUUAUGGUAUCUUGGUUUAAAUUUUCUAGUCUAAUGUGGACUAAUUGUGUGUGAGAUACUUUCAGAAUAUUUCUGAAUGAAAAAUUGAUAUGAACUUGCUUCUCGAGUUAUGUUCAGUAACUAAAUUAAAAGGUAACAAAGUAUGGAAAGCCCAUAGCCUUUUCUAUUUGUAGGAAGUGUGUGUGCGCGCAUGUGUGUGUGUAUCUUGUAGUACCUAAUAAAAUGAUGAAACGUCAUGAAUGACAUGCAUAUCGUUACGUAUUUGACAUUUUGUUUAGCAAAUAUUUGGCAGGUCACUCUUGAAGUAUUUCUUCCUGCAAUGCUACAAUGUACAAGCCUCACAGCUUGCCACGACAGGGUAAAGCGAGAUCCAUGUAUGUUUACUUAUUUUAAGAAUGUCAAAUUUAUGUACUGAUUUUGAAAAUGAAUACAGUACAGUAAUGAUUUUUCAUUACCAUGUUUAGAUUUUCUCACUGUUUAAUUAGCAAUGGUUGAUGGAUGUUUUAAAAAGUACAGGUUUCUUAUGCAGUAAGACAAAUCUUUGCAAUUGUAUGGAUUAGCAUCGGUCCAAUGUGCAAGUGUUGUAGAUAUAUUCAAUUGGUGGCUCAGAAAUUGGUCCUUCCUAUGUUUACCCCUUACACUGCUCUAAUCUUGUUAACCUUCCAGUCUUGUUAAUCUAUAUACAGGUACUGCUCCAAUCACUAUAUGCAAUUUUUUCUAAUUUCCAUUUUUUGUUGUCAGGAACACCACACUGUAGCACUUUUAAUAAGCAUUAUUUUAUCUAGGUAUUUAUUAUUUACCUCUUGCUAGGUAUCUGCCCAUUUAAGUCAUCAGUAAUCAUUUUUAAAGACAACUAACAAAUGGGACUUUGUCAUAUGGAACAGAUACAGAGAUAUAGACAAAAACAUUAUACAGUACUGCACUUGUAUACUGCAAACAUAUGCAUGCACUGGAAUAAAAUAUUUUUUAUUCAAAUGUAUGACUUGCUAGCCCAUCUCAUAGAUAUGAAUGUGAUAUUAAUGUUCAAAAUGAUUUAAGAAUUUAGUGUUAAUGAGUAUUGCAUAUGUUAAUCAUAAAUGCAUGUUCUUGAAAAAAUGAAUUGCGUUGGACUUGAACGUUGUUUAUCAUGGUUCCUGCAGUAAUGCGAGUUAUCAUUGAGGCCUGUAGCGUAAUGCUAGGUAUCAAGGUCGCGCAAUUGAAUGCAAGUUACCAAGGUCUUGCAGUGUAAUGCCAGGUGUUAUACUAUAACAUUGUUAAUAGGAUUACCUUAAGUAAUUAUCAAAAGAAGGCACCAAGCUGGGUAGUAAUGACUUAAAUUAUAAUUUAGUUACUCGACGAUUGUCAUGUUCUGUUACGACAAUACUGAACAUCAAUUGAAAUUACGAGCUUAGAGCACAUUUACACAUUUGGAUAUGUUAGAUAGUAAACAGCCUAAGUAAUCAGUCGGAUCUUUAGUAUUUCCACUAAUUAGUUGUACCAGUUCUUAAAAUGCCAAAUUUGAAGUGACUUUAGCUACAAAAGCAGAGAUUGAAUUUUUAAAUGAUUUACUGUACAGUACUUAGCAAUAUUUUUAAAUGUGAGAAAACUUAAAAUUAAUAGGUAAAGAAAAUAAAUUUAUUACAUUGAACAUUAAAUACAUUUUAAGUAUUGUAUGUCAUUUAUAAUGGUUGAAGCCAACAAAUUUUAGUGCUUUCAAAAGAAAUAUGGUAGGUAAUUUUCUUAAGCAAAUACUGUACGGUAUUUAGAUUGUUUCAAGGUACCCCCCGCCAGGUCAAACUACUGACUCCUUCAAGGAUGUAACCCCACAUCAGUUGCCUAACUCCAGGGUACCCAUUUACUGCAAGGUGAAUAAAGGCAUUAGGUAAAAGGAAACUACCAUUUCUGUCUCAUCCGAGAAUCGAACCCAGGAUCCCUGACUGGAAUGGUAAGAAAAGGAAUGUACUCUAUAUAGUAUAUCCUAAUACCCUGAUAAACUAGCUUUCUCACCUUGUAAACCCCCCCCCCCCCCCGAGCCUCAAUAUUGCCAGUUACAUUUGCUUUCGUUACAAGUGAUGAUUUAUUCACCUAUCUCCAUGGGAAAAUUUUGACGGUACAACGUUGAGAUUCCAUAUCACAUUAUCUAUUGGAUAUUGUUGCUUUAUUCAGUUUCCACCUUGUCUAUGUAUUAUAUUUAUGUGGGUGCAUUACAGGUUGUCCAGUAAAUGGUUAGUGUUUUACUAGCUGUCUUCUGUGUAAUAUUUUUGUACCACAUACACCUGUAUUUUAGGAAGAUAAUUUCAUUAUGUACAUUCAUGGUUUUGGCACAUUUAUUCAAGUGCAGUAAAUCCCCAAAAAAUCCUUGUAUGUGGAAUAACUAUUCUGGAGCAACAUCAAAUUCACCAAUUGUUUAUAACUGUUAUCUGUUUGUCAUUGUCUCACAUGUUUGAAAAUAAUUGUUCCCCCCCAAGGAAGGCUUUAAAAAAUGUCUACUGACUUUUGUCGGUUUUCUUUUAUUAAAUGCUUUUCAGUGGCUGUGAUAUCCGGUGAACACCAUUGCAUAUCAGACAAAGUUUUUAUGGCACAAUGAAUAUUUCUUGUUAUGAGGCAAUGUAUCCUCUCCUUAACCAAGAUGAUUGAUAAAUCAUCUAGUGAGGGGGGUGUAGCCUUGAAUUGUAUCUCAAACAUUUAUAUAUUGCAUUGCUGCUCCAAAAAUUGCUUUAUGCAUGCCUUGAUGCUAGGGUAUAACCCUAAUGCCUUUGCUAAUGGUACCUCUAAAGCUUCACGAAUGUUGUAUGUGUGUUUUUUUUUUUUUUUUUUUUAGCAAGAAGUUUCAUUUAAUUUAUAUUUGAUAUAUUUCUCAAAACCAUACCAUACUGUAAAUUUUUAUUAUUGUAACUAGCAGCUCUUAAGAUACCAAAUUCUUCAUAAUUAUAGCUUAUUCAGAUUUCACCCUCUGAUCAUUCUCUAAAGCAUUGUUAUGGGUUUUACUUCUUGUUGUAUAAUUCAACCUUCUACCCAGAAUGAUUACGGUUUUGAGAUAUAAUAAAAUCUACAUAACUGGCAUCCCCUCUACCUGCCUUAAUCCUUGCCAGUAAUGUCAACACUAUUUGAUGGGCCUACCUACUACUCCCUCUCCAAUCAACACUACCAUAGCUUUCACCACUUAUGUCAAUGAGCCUACUUUUCUAUAUCAUCACAAAUUUGAACAAGAUGGAAACUCCAAAUACAAACGAGUCAAAGUAAUGCUAGAUGAUGCUUGUACCCAGCAGUAGUGGUAAAGUGAAAUACACUGAAAGAAGUGUAAGCCAUCCACAAUUUUAAGGCCAAUUAUGACUGAUUUUGAACAUCGGUUAAAAUAAAAUGCAACAGGUAGAACAAGGCUAAUAGGCAAGGGAUAAUGCGCUAGACCUCACUUCUGUAGUUUGUAUUAGGUAAACACCGUUAUCACCGGGAGAUAAACAAAGAGGACCAGUGGAAGUUGUAGUACUGAAAGGUCACACUUGGUCCUUCAAACCAUUUCCAUUAUUACUUGCAGGACGAGUAUGAUGUUCAUAACAAAUGAACUGAGCAAACCUUACAUAGUUGUGUUGGUAAGUGGAAUGCCCUGGAAGAACAGCUUGUGUAGUGUCACUGUAGUUCACAACAUUUAAGAAAAUAUUAAAAAGACCACAGCUGCCAAUAUUGCCACCACCACCCUUUCAAUCACAUCUAAUACUAUGAUGGAAGGAAAGGUAGGCCUAUCACUACCCUAUAAUCAUUGUAUCCCCUAUUCAUUUUUUUUAUCCUGAUAUUUGACAGCUUGGGGAGACCCCUUGUGAUUAGAUACAACUGAGAAUUGUGUAUUUUAUGCUUCAUUUGGGGAAAUAUGUGCAGUAUUUUCUAGAAAAGUGCUUCAAAGUUGAUCAGAGUAAAUUUGCAAAUCACAUGGCUAAAUUUGUGUGCAUUUUGAUGUUCUGUUACAUAGGUUAUAUAUGUUAUUGUUACUAAAUGAAUGUCUUGUGCUACACUUAAAGGUUUGCCCCUAAAAUUAGCCCAAUGCUUAAAAGUUGCACAUUUUUUAGCAAAGCACCAAAUUAUUAAUUUUUUGUGUAUUGUAAUUUUCUGUAAAAAAUAUAUACUAGGAGCUAUGUUCAUGCACUUUUUUUUUUUUUUUUUUGUUUUUUGUUUUUGUUUGUUUUUCCCACCCCCACAGGAGAUUUUGAAUAUUGAUGCUUGUACUGUUUUAAAAAGUGUCUACGGGCUCACCAUAGCCCGUGCUACCUAGAACUUUUUGUUCCAGGUAGCGAAUCUUAAACAACAACAAUUUAAAAAGUGAAUGUUCUAUUUUAGUAUAAUUUUAUCUUAAUAUACCUUCAUUGCUUUGAAGUUAGAGACUUUCAGGAUUAGUUACAAAUUUUACAUAAUGUGAAAAAAAUGUGUUUAACAAAAUGUCAAUAAAUGCAACAAUUUAACAAAUGUUGAACUGUUGCAUUUAAUGAAGUUUGAGAAAUUGCAUGAAAAUGGAGAGCCAGGUACUAAGCUAUGAAGGAUAUUUGUCCAAAGUUCAUUGCUGAACUGCAUAACAAAGAUGGUGGUUCUCAUGGCUAGGAUUACAGCGUGGUCUUAAAAGCAGGGUCUUAAAAUUUUCAUCAAGGAUGAUCUUCCAAAAUAUUUUUCAUUAAUAAAGUAUUCUCAAUAAAGAGCGCCUGGUGAA
Procambarus clarkii (red swamp crayfish) is the source of this 6811-nucleotide messenger RNA. RefSeq names its product Required for cell differentiation 1. The record is from RefSeq and is a predicted model, not a curated record. Gene Ontology annotation, biological process: mRNA catabolic process; negative regulation of translation. Gene Ontology annotation, cellular component: CCR4-NOT core complex; CCR4-NOT complex; P-body. Lineage: Eukaryota; Metazoa; Arthropoda; Malacostraca; Decapoda; Cambaridae.